GAAGCUUUAUUCCGGCACUCAUUUAUAUUGUCUGCUGCAAAGUUUUAGACUUUGUGGCCCUGUCAAUAACAAACUUUAUCUUGUACAUUUUAGAGAUACAGGUUAUAUAAAAUCUGAUAAUUUACUAUUUCGAUCUUAUAUUAUACAUCAUCACAUAUUAAUUCAAAAUCAUUUAAAAGAAAUGCAAAUGUUACGUUUAAUCACGAGAAAUGUUAAUUGUUGUUUAAAACAAUCAACUAAACAAUUGCAUAAUUCAUGCAAGGUAUUGUCAAAGGAUUCGGCGUCGUCAUCUUCUGAUUCUUCUGACUCUGAUUCAGAUAAUGAAAAGAAAACAAUUAGAAGACAAUUUGAAAAAAUAACAAAAGACAAUGUUCAAAACAAAACUGACUCUUCAGAUACUAGUAACCGAUUGAAUUCAUUGCUUGAAAGUUUAGUUGAUAUAGCUAAAAAUAAAGAUACUCCUAUAAAAAAAAUUGAUGUUGCAAUUCAACCAAAAGCUAAUCGAAUGAAAAAAUUGAAAACUAUUCAUAAAAAAAAUUCUGAUUUUGAAAAACCAUUGGAAGAACAAUUGAAAGGAGCUGCCAAAGAAGUAGCAAAAACUUUUAAAGGUGAUUUCAGAAAAACAGAGCUAGAAUUGCUCAGUAAGGUUUUGAAUGUUAACGUUAAACCUGAAAAUAAUGAUAACGAAGCUACUGAAAAAGAAAGUCCAAGCUUGAAAUCACUCUUACAUACAAUGAAAGUUGACCGUUACACUCCUGAGCAAUCAAGAUCAAAUGUGCAAGCUAGUAAAAAAAUUUUGUCGUACAUGAAAGAACCCUCUGUAGCAGAAUCCAUACUAUACGCAAAAUCUCAAAGAAAACACAAAAACCAUAAAAAAGAAAAAAUGGUACCUGAACUCAAAGGUCAUCAUAAUCCCUUAAACAUUUUGAUAAAUAUUCCUCAAAAAGAAUGUAGUGUAAAUCUAUCUACGUGGGAUAAAAUGGAGAAAAGAGAAAAUGAAUUGGCAACAAUGACAUAUCCACAAAAUGUUUUUCAAGAACUUAUACAAUGGACUAAUCAAGGAAAAAUUUGGAAUUUUCCAAUUAAUAAUGAACAAGGCAUGGAAGAAGAGGAAAAAGUACAUUUUUCUGAGCAUAUUUUCUUAGAGCACCAUUUGAAAGGUUGGUGUCCUAAAAGAGGGCCAAUUAAACAUUUCAUGGAAUUGGUAUGUGUAGGACUUUCUAAAAAUCAUUAUAUGACUAUUGAAGAAAAAAAAGGGCAUAUAAAUUGGUACAAAGAAUACUUUGAAGAUAAAAGAGGUUUACUACAAGAACUUGGAGCUCUAGAUGAUAAAUCUAGUGAAAAUGUCACUUCUGAUAAAAAGAAACAAAUUGAGGCAUAAAUUAGUGUAAAUAUCAAUGUUUUUACUGUUAAACUAUGUAAAAAAGUUUUGUUAAUGAAUAAAUAAUAAACAAGUAUUAAUUUGUUA
Trichogramma pretiosum is the source of this 1468-nucleotide messenger RNA. RefSeq names its product 28S ribosomal protein S31, mitochondrial (gene mRpS31). Gene Ontology annotation, cellular component: mitochondrial small ribosomal subunit. Bases 182 to 1381 code for a protein of 399 amino acids. NCBI's taxonomy places the organism in Eukaryota, Metazoa, Arthropoda, Insecta, Hymenoptera, Trichogrammatidae. The record is from RefSeq and is a predicted model, not a curated record. The transcript is spliced from 7 exons. Gene Ontology annotation, molecular function: structural constituent of ribosome.